CAACGAUCUCAAUUGAAGCGAACAUAUUUCAUUCUUAUUAACCUGGCAGUUUCUGAUCUGCUUGUGGGGAUUGCCGAACCAAUUGUGCUGGGCACAGCGAAGAUUGCUAAGAUGACGGCCAUUCCAGGUAAAGAAAAGAGUUUUACAAAUCCAUCAUCUGCAUUUCAAGUCCUUGCGUCGAGUACUUCAGUGCUUUUUCUCGCGCUUAUUUCCUUGGAACGUGUUUAUUCCGUUUUAUGGCCAGUUCAUCACCGUGCGACCAGAACUCGGUCUUACAUUUUCGUCAUAACUGUUGUCUGGGGUCUUGGAUUCUGCUUCUUUGGGCUGACUGUAUUAUCCUUAUAUCAUACAAAGUUAGAGAGGAAAUACGUUAUUCUAACCAUUCAUGCGUGCCUUUUCAUAGCACUAUUAGCGAUUUGUGGAAGUUACCUUCAAAUACGUAGGAAAUGGCGCUCAAACGUCGUUCCUGGUGAAGAGAUCCAAGCUCACCAUACAGCUGAACGCAACUUACGACUGUCAAGAACAGUUCUCAUAGUUAUCGCUGUGUCACUGGUGUUAUGGUUGCCAGCCACUAUUGUGUACACUGCCAGACCGUUUUGCCGCCCACCAUGUGUUAGACCGAUUGUAAUGGCGGUUGUAAAUGUUUUUCAUCUGGCAAAUUCUAUGGUCAAUCCGAUCGUCUACAGCUUUAGAAUGACAAUAUUCAAGGAUGCUUUGAAGAAAUUGUCGAGGAGAUGCAGACUACAUUCUGUUUGCAUCAAACCCGUUCAGGUUACUGACAGAGGCUUGGGUGGUUCUUUCCCUCCAAAAACUCAACGUACAAGACUUGAUGUACCUGAACUGGAACCCAAGGAUGACAUCUCAACACAUGUUUAUCAGAAAUAAGACCAUCAAACAAUAUUCAGUGACUAUUAGCAAACAGAGGGGGGAUUAAGCGCAUGUUAAGUACGCACAUUACAAAUGAGAGCAUGGUUUUCAGAGCAAUUACACAGUUUUGCAAAACUGAGAGUGUACUCUGUUAGUAUUUCAUUUUUGGUAUCAGGUUUCCCUUAUAAAUACAAUUUUUCAAAUCUUUUUGUUUUUUUGUUAAGCAUUUUUUACUUGCUAAUCAAGAAGACUAUUCCCUUACUAAUUUAGAGAAUUCCAAAAUUUAAAAUAGUGUACUUCUCUCAAUCAUAUCAAUAUUUUCGUAAAUAAAAUAUCAGAAUUCAGAAUUUUUAUUUAUUACACUAUUUCAAUAGUUUACUACAAAAAAAUAAUACAAUACAUCACAAAAGUAAAAUAAAACAACAUUAAGUUGCAUAAAAAAUCGAAGGUGGAAUGUGCGCAGUAACAAAAGGAGCUUUGGCUUUCGAGUUGGUCACUAUCACGUGUAACUAAGUGGCGUAGACAUUUAAAGAGAGUGUCUCUGUAAGAGCGGUCCGGUUGAUUUUGCUUGAGACACAGAUUUAGCUCAUUUCCUGUGUGUUGUAAGACAUUUAUGUACCUAUACUAAAACCACAAUCCGUUUGAUCGGAUCUCUUUAUUUUUCAGAGUUUUACGGAAAUUAAAUUUCACUCGAGCGAAGGCCUGUCGUGACGCUUUUAAAGACGUUAAUUUGAGGCAACUUUGGCGGACAAUUUUUAAAAAACUACCGGACUCAGCAAAAAACAAAUACCACAGUCAUGUAUAUUAACUCUAUCUUAUCCAUCGAGGCGACUUCCGUGAACAUCACGUUUCAAUCAAGCAAACAGGAAGACUUGAACGACACCUUAUCGGUUCGCUUCAGUCACACACGCGAAAACCGAUCAAAUUCAAGGUAAAUUUUUGAAAAAGUGAGGCGUUCUUAAGUGAUCCAACUAAUACUGCUAGGAAGUAGGUGCCAUAGAAAAGGUAAUUACAGAAAAAAACUUUGCGGCCCGACCUUUACUAAAAUUUUAUAACUCCGUGAACUUACCUAAUUUUCGGCAAUCUCCAAGUUUGGCCGCCAUUUUGAGGGACUUGUCAACAUGAAGCGUAGCAGAUAUAAAUCCAGCAGGUAGAUCGGAAACCGUCAGAAAUACAUACGAAAGCAUUCAAAUGAACUUCACUUUCAAUUCAAGGGGCAAAAUUUGAAAUUUUUCGUUAAACCUACCAUUCCUGCAUCCCCAUGCGACCAUUUCUUCCAUCUAUUCAAACACUACAACUAGUGUUCGAAUUCCCCUCGUCGAUUCCACCGAAAAAAAUAACCUGUGCCACCAAAGCUUCGACUCGAAUGUGAAGUAUGAAUCAAAUAACAUAAAUGCUUCAUCCUCGAGGCCAUAUCACGCUGGCAUUUUGAUUUUCGGAUUGACAAGAACGGUGAUCAGGAAGUGAUCGCCAUGUUUACCUCAUAAACGUGACCGCUGACCAGCCGCUGAGUGAAAAUAGUACGGCGCGGGGUGAGGUGAGUGGCGGGCUUAUCGUCAUAAGAUAUUCGAAUACAUGCUAAAAAAGCUUUAGGACUCUCACUCUAAACAGUGAAGGCAUGCUUCGUGGUACAGACAACUUUUAUUUUAUUCUCGUAACUUUUUACUUUAAAUUAGAACUGGUAUUAAUUGAUAGAUUUACAGCAGUUAUUUAAAUAUUUUUAACCAAGGUACCCAUAUGACCUUUUUGCUUGUCAUCGGAGGUAUAAAAUAAGGUGUCUUUUCUUCCAGAACCUUUUAUUUAUGAACACUAUACUUAGAAUGUUUGUUCUAAAUCAUUUUUGCUGUUCCCAAGAAUGUAUGCAAUAUCAUUGCUUCAUACGAAGCUUACUCUAUAAUAUGAUUUUCCGUAACAGUAAUGUAUCGGUCAAAUCAAAGCUUCAACAUCCCCCCGGGCAACCCCCCGAGCAUUUGACUUUUUUGAAAAUUAUUCUUCAAAUUCCUCCCUACCCGGGCCAAAAUGCCGUUCACUAGGGUCCAUUCAGGUGAUCAAAUGCCCCCACCCCGGGGACAUUUCACAGGCACAAAAAUGACUGAAGGACGGCGGAAAUGCCUUCGAAUUCAGUUGUCGAGCAAAGUCUUUACUACGAACAAAAGUCUCGUGCAAACGGCGGAAGUCGCUGCUACAAGGUCACUGAAUGCUCAGCUUUUCUUCGUCAUGCAACAUACAAAGCGUUCUAUAAAAAAGAUCCCACCUAUUGAGAUUACUACAUCAUGGCCAUUUCACUGACAUGCAUCAUCGCUCCCCUUAUUAAUUAACAUACUUGCAGUAGGUCAAAGUAGCUGAGCUGAGCUUUUUAUUUUAUUUUAUUUUAUUAAUUUUUAUGUUGUUGUAUUGAAUCGCCGGUAUAGGUAUUGUAUUUCAUUGUAAACACAACAAUAAAAUACAUUCAUACAUUCAAAGCCUGAAUCCAAUAUUAAAAAUUUUAAAAUUUAAAUACUUCAAGUACAGCACAAAGCUUUUUUAAGCCCUUUCCUCGUAACCAAUUGGCCAGAAAGGCACAAUCUUUUCCAGGAAAAUCCUCUAACACCGCGUCCCCUAUGAUAGCUCGCCACGCCAAAGAUUUUACAUGAAAUCGAGGGUGCAGUUCAAAUUCCCCAUCCCCUGGAAGACUCUGAUAAUCAAAUUCCCUCCUCCCCAGGACGGCAAAGGUGUCAAAUGCCCGGGGUAUGCCCCGGGGGGCAUGUUGAAGCUUCGAUUUGUCCGAUACAUAACCAAUGUCAUUUACGUAAGGUGUUAAUAAAACUAGCAAUGUACAAUUUUUAGCGUUUUCCACUUAUAAGCCUGACAUACAAUUGUCAAGUGAACUACGUUAGUUUCAGCUCAUUCCUUGAUUUGAUGUGACCUUUUAUCACUAAACCCUAUUCUUUUCAUCUGCAAUUUUCCUGUACACUUUUUUUUCAUACGACAACAACAAAGAGUUUUAUAAGUCAACCGAUUUUUUGGUGUACUGAUCACGCUUAUUACAUUGUAUAUACAAAUACAUGCAAAAGGCCGGCUAAAUAAGCUCCUCCCUAUGCUCCUAAUUUUCUGGUUGCUUUCGCCCCAUGCCUCUGUACGACUCCCUGUUGGCUAAAAGGAACUUUGAAAGACUGCUAUGCAGGACACCUUUUCUUUUUCAUUCUCAGUUACCCUUUACAAUUUUUAUAAGUAUGUAAAGAUAUAAAAAACACAAAGGUUUUUACAUGUAAGUUGUUUUUUUGUGUACCACUCUUAAUAUAUACAUAUACUUUGUUCUGGCAAAAUGGUGGCUAAGAACGGCUGAAUAUAUACCUACUUGGAAAUAAAAUGAUGCUGUUUGGUUUCCUGUUAAAACAUUACGUAAGAGUAACGUGUGUCUGUGCAAACUGUGACAAAACCACGUCACAAAGUCAAACAGAAAAAAUUGUAAUUUUCAUAACCAACUUACAGUCUCUGGAAAAUUUACUGCGAUGAUCAUUCUUCACUUUCAGUCACUUUCAGUCUCUCCACUAUAGACAGCAACAAGGGCCAUUGCGUCGCUACUUGAUGGUGUAAUUAUUUUUCCACUGAGCACAGGCAUUCAUGGGUCAUUUCCUUUAUUUUUGACAGUAGAACAGCUUUGGAAUCUCUAGAUUUAAGCUGGGUUGAAAAAUUCUCAUCCCUUACCCUUUCAGAAGACGACAGUACCAAUGUUAUCAAGAGACAGGGUAGCGAACCUUUCCAGUCGAGUUUAAGUGAAGGAUGGGCACAUCAUAAGCCAAAAGGUUGCGCUGUUGGCUUCUCAGAGAAAGUUAGGCAGUAUCUCACCUCCAAGUUUGAAAUUGGCGAGCAGUCUGUAAGGAAAUUACCAGUAAACGGCAAGUAAAGGGGAAACUUGGUCACGUGGUACAAAUUCACGUUUGCCGUUUGACGUAAACGCGAUGCUUAACAGGUUUCCUAAUAACUAAGUGCGCCACCGUUGCUAUGUUUCUUCUUCUCCUUUACUUCCAGCCUCUCUUUCUUUCUAUUUCAUGUUUCCCUUUGUUGUUGUAAAGCAUUUUUUGGCCGGUUUAUGAUAGCCUGCGAGCAAGCUCUCCUAUUUGGGCGAGUGAAGCGAGUCUCGCGGGAACGCGCGACUCACUUCGCUUACCCAGAUAGGAGAGCUUGCUCGCAGGCUAGGUUUAUGAUAAUUUGAAUCUUUUCUAAUAACGGUUCUGUUUAAUAUUUUUAAGAACUCAUUUUGAUCAGCUAUCAAACCAUGAUCCUUUACGUAAUCUUCAUUUUUUUCAACCAGCAUUUUUGCAUUAGAGAGGCUUAGGUCACUCGCUUCUUUCCAUAACGUAGCUCUUACAGCGCCUUCAAUCGGAAGGUUUGUAAAUGAAGAUUCUACAUGGAAAGAUACCAUCAAUGUCGACAAUGCUUUGGAUCGAAACACACCAACCUUGAGCGAGGUUUGUGAUACACCUAUCACUAUAACAACCACGGUGGUACAAAAAGUUCGACUCAGUAUAUCCACACUAUCGCCUGAUGAAGACCUGCAGCGCGGUCGAAACGCUGCGAUCAAUAUCAAAGUGACAAUCGGGAGACAAACGAUAAAACUAAACCCUUUAUUACUAUUGUUCUUCUCAUAUUGGAACAAAUAGCCUGGUUUCCGGAAGAAAAAAGUUUGUUAUCUUUGUAAGCCUUCCUGACAUUUCGAUCUUUUGCUCGAAAUUAUUCAAAGCUUCUCAAACGCUUUUUAUCGAAAUUGUUCCAUCGCUUGUACUUUGGAUGUCUGCGUUUGUUGUCUACUCAACAAGAGAAUUGUGCCAGCGAAGCAUUUCUGAUAGCCUGGUGCCGUACGUGUAUGCAUUACAUCUAGGCAAAUCCCAUGAUGAAUCCUCUCGUUUUCAGUUUCAGAAUGCGAAUUUUAAGAGACGUUUUGAAGGCAUUAUGCAGAAAUAGACGACAGAACAUGGAAAUAAGGGUUGUUCAGCAAAAGAGACUGGGAAAUGGUUUGGAAGGUUCUUUUACUCCCAACAAGCAUCAGAACGGUUGACCAACUAUUCAAUCGACUUCUGGCCCUAAUUAAGAAAUAAAGUGAAAAACAGAUGUUCAUGCAGAAAAUAUAAACGGAAUAUAAUAUAGUUCAAAGACCAUAAAGGCUUAAUAUUAACCAUUGUUAAGUGCCUUUAUGAAUACUUUGGGUGUUUUCUGACGUGCUGUUAUCAUAUUUGACAUAUCAGCCCAACCGAUUUGCAUGUUGUGUUAGGUUAGAUCGAAUUCUUACAUUUCGCAAAUUACUGGUUAAACUUUCAAUGUUUAUGUUUAUGUUAUCGAAUGUUGCAUUUUGGUUAUGUAAUCCACAUCUAGAUGUCUUUAAAUGAGCUUCAUCUACUUUAACAGCAAAGAAGUGACACAUAAAAAAGUAAAGGUUGCAAAACCUGGAGAAAAGGUCAGAACAGAAACAACAGAACGGACUUGAAAGUACCUUCCAGCCAGCCCCUUCUCUUGCUUCCAGUUGAAUUUUUAGAUCAUAAACCUGCGUGCAGUACCAGUUUAUAACAUAAGCGCACCUCCACGCGCGCGCUAGCGGAGCCCCAUAGCUAAGAAAAUUUGUCAUCUAUCCAGCCCAGAAUUUCCCGUCCGUCCGUGCGCCUGUCCGUCCACACCACAGGGUAUCCAAAGGGAAAUGUCACACUUUCUUGCUGGAUUGCGAGCUUGCAACCUGAUAUUGCACAUCCAAGCUGUGGUCAGUCGGUAGCUGUCAAAACAGGGUAUCGCUAACCAGUUUCACAUGAUCGCAUCGUAGGCUCAGGUGUCGACCCAUAGAAGUUGGGUUAACACUCUUUUCCAUACUGCAGAAUGACAAUCAUAUUAGGGAACUUAAGAUGGAAACUUUUUUAUGGACGACGGCGACCGGACUGGCAGAGAAAACCUGGAACUAAGGCAGCCGUCGCUUCCCGUCUAAAAUCGAACAUUAAGAUCGCAGUGAACUCAGAAGGACUGCGCCUUUAAUUAGAAGAAUACCGAAGAGGAAAAUAUGGCUUCACAUAAAGGAUUAAGAGAAUAAAUAUUUGCUAUGCAGACAACAUGUAUCGGAUGAAGAGUUUCUCGUUUUGUGGGAAAUGGGCGCGAUCCAUUCAACCAAAAUUUUUAACCGGUCCGACCGGGAAAAGUGGUCCACCUCAAAAGGUGGACCCGUUUUCUCGAAACUUUUCCGGUUGGACCGAACCGAUCCAUUGAGUUUUGGGCCGAAAUUUCCGGAAAUUUUGGUUGAAUGGAUCGCGCCAUAGUAUGACUCCAAAAAUCCCGAUUUUCCUCGGGACAGUUACGAUCCGUUCGCGCUAAAAAAACAUGCAGGAUGCAGCUGAGUUCAAGGCAGAAUUUUGUGUUGAAAAAAAAAGAUCUCGACAGGCUUGCCGAAGCCUUGCAAAUUCCAGGAACAUUAAAAUGCUACCAAGGAACCGUAUUCUUAGUUUGGUAUUGAAAUAAUUCCCCGGAAAUACUUGCAUGCAACAACAACAACAACGGCAACAACUUUAUUUCAGUAUUCCCACGUUAGUACAUGGCAUGACCUACUAUUCUAUAUAAUUUUCAAUGCGUUUCAUUUAUACGAUAUUCUAACGAAAAGAGCGAACUAAAAACACACAAUUAAAAUAUCGGAGUUCAUAUUUUUUGUCUGGAUACUUUUACUUGGCUCGUGGGAAAAUUUUGUCCAUGUCAAGCUCACUUACGGAUGGCUGUUUGCCAAGUUGGAUCCUGACUCUGUGACAUGAAAACAUAGAAACAUUCAAAGAUGUAAGUUUAGAUAACAGAGCUUGGAAAUUGAGCUUGAAAUGUUCCUCAAAGAAAACAAGGACAAUUUAAGAACGAUAAUCUGCAAAAUUUUGGUUGCUAAACUCGACAAACCUGAUUGAAAUGAAAGUUAAAUACUCACGUUUUCGCCACAACGCCAAACAGACCAGUUUCACGUCGCCGACGGGACCACGACGGCAAGGUGGUGAGCACGAACAUGCGGAAUAUCCAACAAAUGAUGAUGUCACGUCCGGUUGAAGUUGCCGUCGCCCCGAAAACGUCUCUAUCUUAAGUUCCCUAUCAUGAUUCAUUCAUCUAUAAUUACGGUUAAGCCCUGAGAAUGGUGAUUAGGGUUAAGCGCUUAUCAAUACUAAUUAGGGUUUAGCCCUGACUGACUGAAAAACGGUUAGCUACUUAGCUUCUAUUUAGGGUUAGGGUUGUUGCUAUGUUCCAUAUCGAAUCCUGCUCGUUUCAUCCUCGAAUUUUGUUUCCUUAAUAAUUGUAUUGACUUAGACUCUCAUGAACAUUUUACUGAGCAGAAUAUUCAAGAGACAGAAAUUUCGUGUACAAGAAAAGUGAGAUGUGUUGUGAGAGCUACCGAGAGGAAAUUGUCAUUCUGGAGUAUGCAAAUGAGUGCUAAACUCAAGACUGCGUAUUUUUUUUCAAGUUACCUCAUGAAAAGUUACUAGUUUUCAUUUGAUCGCAGGCUCAAUUCACAGUGGAUUUCUUUGCAAUGGUUACAAGGUUAUUGUCUCAAGUAAAUUCUCAAUUUAUCAACGGGCGCCUUACAUGUACCAGGUGAUGUACAAAAUGAAAAGUAAUUUUCCAUUCUCUUAGUGUGAAUUUCUCAAUUAUAUAAAUUUAAUAAGUCUAUAUUUGAGCUUCACUAUUACCUCUUUUAAAAGCCACCAGAAGAUAUGACAGUUGAACAUGUAUAGACUGACAUUUUGACGUUUGUUUUGAGGUUCGGACGCUGAUGUCUAACUUCGAACAUGAUUGACAUUUGGACAUUUAGAGCCUAUUUUGCAAGCAUUUCAGCUGUUAUGACACUAUGGGUUAGCCGAGUCUGACAACACCAGAUACCAAGACAAAACAUUUUUCGUGAAUCUGUUUUUUUUUUCUACUUUUGAUAAAGAACAGUAUAGUCAGAAGUAAGCGAAUGUUGAUCGACGCUGCUAUAAAGAGGGCCUUAAACUAAGGUAACUAACCAUGUUUAAAGGUUAAAGUCCAGAGAGAGCGAACCUUCUGCUUCACAAAGUCGCGAAAUUUUACGUACUAACAUCUGUAUUGUGGAGGAAACGAACUAAUGACUGCCACCAUACAAAAUUCGGUGACCUUGCAGAGCUAUAUCUUUGUUAAAUUUCAACAAAUUCCUUUUAAACUUGGCAGCAUUUUAAUAGAAGAAUCAGCGAUGUAAACGAAACUUGACGUUUGAUGGCUUCCUCUCAUCAUUGCCAAAAGAUAAAAAAUAAAAGGGUUCGUGGAAAUGUAUACAUGCAUGAAAAAAAGAGCGAAAAAUGCAUGUAAAAUUUAAGGGUGAAAAUGGAUAAAGAGUUUCGCCCGUAUGGAAUCCGCUCGAGUGUUUAGGGUGUGUGGUGUUAAAGUUGGCAACGUUCCGGUUUUAAGGCGUUCUUUUUAGCUGUGUUGGUGGAUUUUUUCUAAAUGAUCUCAGAAAGGGUCUAUUUAUCAUCAAUAAUGCCCAGAGAUAAAUAGAAAAUUUUUCUUGAUGCUGUCGUAAAUUAAAGAAAUUUCAGUUCUUCUGAGUUUUUUUGUUUCUUUAUAAUGUUUGAAAUUCAGUAUCUUUCCGGCAAUAUCUGUGAUCUUCAAGGUGACCUAAAGUCUUCUAAUAAUAUUUUUGGAAAUUCGUUUUGUCGACUUUUGAUCGUCCGAAGAAAUGCAAUUUUGUUUGAAACCUUAACGUUCUGAAACUUUCCCCAAAAACCUGUGAAUUUUACUAAUAUUGCAGCAUCGUAUGUUUCUCUUGUUCUGAACGUGAUAUAGGCGGUCUUUCAAGCGUAUUUGUUAAUUAUCUUUCUCUUAUAUUUACGUCUGAUUGAUUGCGUAAUUUCUAAAAUACAAAUAAUAAAAGCUGAUUAGCAUGUCUGUUACCAAAUAUGACGCCAUCUUUUCCCACGUAGCCUGAUUUUAUUUUGAAACAGAAAAUAUUGCACUUUAAUUCUCUGUAGUCACGUUCAGCGUAUAGCAUAGAAAUUAAACAAGCGAUUCUUAGUAACAGAAUCACAUUUGGAGAUUAAAUGGAAACAAGCUGAUUUCCGAUCUGUGAUUCCAAUGUUAACCCUGAACAAACAAAAAAAGGAGUAAUCAGGAUUUUAUUAAAAUUCUUUUUAUGAAAUUUUCAUCUAAUUCUAGAAACGACUUCACAUUACACCGUGAGGGCACCCUUAUAUACAGCGAAAUCAAUAGAACUGUCAGCCCCUCAGUUUAAGGAUUUGAAACAAUCUAUACUUGCAUCAACUUAUGUUGAAUAAGUCUGUUAUUGCUGUGACGCUCCGGGAAGCAACUGUGUCAAUAAAGGGACUUCCGAACGAACUAGCGUGUACGAUUUCUUGACACAAACGUACCUGUAUCUUAGCGCAUUUUCAUCUAUCUGCUGCCAUCAAGAGGUAUUGGCCGAUAUAACAGCUUUUCUUCUGCUCAUGAAAGGGUUUACUUUAGAUAAAACUAGGAAAAAGUGUGGUGUUAAGGUAAGGAAGACACACAAAAUUUUCUGUUUUAAUCACGCUUAGCUUCUAUAAAAGGUUAGAAUAAAUAUAAAUAGGUCACCUUAGCGAGGUGAGAAAAUGGUAGUUUCGGUUGAUAAGAUCUUCUCAUAUUAGCAAAAAUAGCCUAGUUUCAGGAAAAAAAGUUUGUUUGUUGUACUUUAAGGCCUUUGUACAUUUCGCUCUUUUGCUCGAAAUUAUUCAGAGCUUCUUAAUCUUUUUUACCGAUUCUUUCUUCACAAUCUCAUGCUUCAUAGGCCGGGCAGUUAGUUUAAUGUCUCAAUUUAAGUCAGAAAAACCUGUUAUUGCAGUGCAGUCACACUGUUCCGCUUAUCGCUGUUUCUAUGUCAGGCGCGCGAAGAACCAACCUUAUCAGGAGCCAUUAAUGUUACUGAAGUACUAACACCCGCGUAUAAGAACCUACUUCAGUCUUAAGUCUGGCAAAAUAGUUUUUGUUGUAUUCUGGGGCACUUAUUUAAUUAGGUUCUUAUUUUCUAUGAAGGAGAUAUGAUAGUUGUUGACUAUAAGAAAAUGAAAGAGAUUUGAGUUUUGUCCUUAAAUAUCAGAGGCUCCCAACGUCAAUUUUCGGAAAAUAUCUGUUCGGAAGACGGUAUGAGAUCUAGAAUUUUCGGAACAUUUGUUGUAAAAUUUCUUGCUUGCCUGCCUCUACAAUGAUUUUCCAACAUCUUAAAAAUGGUAUAAUUGCCCAUUUUAACAGAUUUUUACCCUAAAAAGGUCACUUAGAAUUUCGUUAGCCUUUUUUUCGGAUCACAAGACUUUCAGGUAGGAAAUGCGAGCAGAUAAAAAACUUUAAGGGAUAAAAAUAUGCCUAUAUCUACCGUUUAAAUACUAAAAUACGUUUAACAGUGCUAUGUUUAAGUGGUUUUGAGCUAUAUUCUCGUUGGGUGCCCCUGAAAUAUACAAUAUUCAUUCACAAACUGUGCACGACCUCCUUUAUGCGAGGCCCAUGAAGACAAGGCAUCGAUUAGGCUUCUUGGAAAAAUUUUUUCCAAUACUUAUAUGGUUAAAAAAUGUAUACCAAUUUAAAAUAUAAGAAAUGAAAUAUCCACAAAAAAAAAUAAUAAGCCAAGUUUGGAUUUUUUUUUUUUUACUUUAUUAUUAUUCGGCUAUUAUAACAGUGUUGUUAGGGUGAGCACAAAAGUUCGAUGGGUAAUAUAUCAGUUAAGCAAUAGAAAACGUUUCCCGUGUCUUCAUAGCCUGAUAUAAACUCGAGAGGGGUUGGGAGAAUUCUCGACAGUUAUGCAAACCCUCGACUUCGUCUCUGGUUUGCAUAACUGUCAAGAAUUCUCCCAACGCCUCGAGUGUUUCUAUCAGGCUACGCAAACACAGCAAUAAAGUUUUCUAUUGCUUUUAUGAAAUAACUUUCCCGAAACAAAACGCAAAACUCUUUGCAUGGCUCUGAUUAAAAGAGAAAUUCUUACCAGUUGCAAAGUCUUGUCUACGAAGUCUUGCACGCGUAAUUAGUUCUUGUUUUGCAAAAAGAUGCUUUCCAGAAUACGGACUUUUCUCGCUUAAAAUGUCAGCUUAAUUGAAAAAAAAGUGACACAUUUUCUUUGAGACGAUUUUCCAAGUUUCAGCCGACGAAGGAAUGGGUAAAUAAAGUAAACUUGUCGAGUUUUGAACUCGAAAACUUUUUCAAAUUCGUGCUCGCGUGACUAGCGCGCGAAAAGCAAAACAUCUUGACCAGGGCGGAUAAAGGUUACAUUUAUCCGCCCUGAUCUUGACGCCACAACCAUGUUUACAUUCUCUCAUACAAACACUCCUAUCGACCAAUCAGAGCGCGCGUACUAUUUUAGCUAUUUUAUAAAGACCUGUUUACAUGGAGGUGGGGGACCCCAAGCAGGUGAAGUAAAAUAUGGCGGGCCACCCCACCUAUCAUGUAAACGUGAUCAAAUUAAAAUGGGAGAUUAUAUGGACAAACGGGCUACUUCACCUAAGCGGGUUACCUCACCUACCUGGGGACCCCACCUCCAUGUAAAGAGGCCCUAAAUUGUAAUGGUACAUAGUUGCGUGCAAUAUGCCUUGCUGAUAUCCGCUCUAUAAAAAGACAAUUAUUUACGCUUACAAUUGUUGAGCUUUAAAAUGGCAAGUACACUGCGUUUAAGGGCCUGUUUACAUGGAGGUGGGGGAGCCCAAGCAGGUGAGGUUAGAUGAGGCGGGUCACCCCACCUAUUAUGAAAACGCGAUCAAAUUAGAAUGAGAGAUAAUAUGAACAGGCGGGUUACACCACUAAGCGGGUUACCUCACCCACCUGAGGUCCCCCACCUCCAUGUAAACAGGCCCUAAAAGACCCGGAUACUUGAUAAUGCGUUCGGUAGAGCUCAAUGACCUAUUUUAAAGGCAGCGAUCAUCAGCAAUGAGGCCAUCAUAUAAACCGGAACAGAGAAGGCGGUAAGAUUGGUUUUGCGCUCAGACCUUUUUUAGGUUUCAUAGCUGACAUUUUUUUUUUUUAUGAACUAAAAGUUGCAUGGAAUCAUCAUCAUAGUUUGUAUUACAUUAGGGAUUAUAAGAUCCAACGACGUAACGACAUCGAGAACGUGGCCUAAAAAAAGUGAAUUUGCGUUCGUUCAGUCUUUAUCGCAACUAUUCCUACCUACUUACUUUGUCAAAUGAAGGAGAACCCUCCUGGAGUUAAAUUCCUAGGGACAAUAUCCAAGUUCAGAACGAGAAAUUAAAUUUCGUCGUUGCUUGUUUACGUUCUCCAUAAAACGCGAAAUUAGGCAUUUUCACGUCGUAGUCGUGCAAAAACGGGAAAAGAAAUGUACACAAAAGUGUGAUGCACGUGCAUGGUUGUUGUUUUGCUCAUAAAACCUAUAGGUUUUCGACGUUCUCGUUGCCGCCCGCGUUGUUGGCUCUUAAAGUCCAUGUUAUCACAGACUGACAAAAGUGGAAUUAACUAUAUAAUAGCACCCCUCCUGCCUUUUGUCGAAAAGAAGCGAGUAGAAACAGGUAGAUUUGUUGCUCGCAAAGUAGCAACAAAUGGGGAUGCCGGAGGUGACAAGGGGUGCUCUCCACUCAACAAAAAUUACGGUUUGAAAUUUCGGAAAUUUCACGUGCCCAAUGGAACGGUACAUUCAGGUUGCAAAGACCUUACCCAAGCCUUCGCUUUUAGUUACUGUUCUUGUAAGUAGGAUACAAAAGUGCGGUACUGGGGGUAACAGUUUUUUGUCAAAUGGAAAGGGACAUUUCGGUCCGACCAACCGAAAUGACCAGACCGGUCAAAUUGGACCACCUUCAAAGCUGGUCCCGAAUAUUCCGGUCGGACCAAACCGAAAUGGUCCGUUCCAUUUUAUGUGCCAAACAGAUUCAGUUUUUGUGAUAUCCUAAAUAAUCAAGGUCUCGGUACGUGUACGUCUCGGCUGAUAACACUUAUCUCGACCUUGAUCAUUCCGGAUAUCACAAAAGCUUCAUCAAAUAAUUGUUUAUUAGACCGAAAUUCAUUACUACAGCCUGUAAAAAUCCUAUAAAUAUGGUUAUUUGUUUGCAAUUUUUGUUGCGGAAUGAAUGGAAGCUUUCAGCAAGUUUUGACUAGUUAAGGAGACGAAGUAGACCUAACGAAAAUAUUCAUUUAUUUCUCUGAUUUUUAGGUAUAGUUACCCUCCCUUGUUUUAUAUAAGAAUGUUGUUCUUUCGGGCCAAAGUAAAUAUUCCUAUUUUCUGCCGAUUUUCGCCUGAAAAUAUUCUUAUAUUAUACUUGAAUUAUAAUAAAAAAGAAAGAAUUUAUCAUAUCCUUUUAGCGGUUGUCUAUAUUUUUUUCCCUGUAUACUACAGACAUAUAUUUCAUGUACAGUUCAUCGAACUGUCAUUAGCACGGAACAUUUGGCUAUAACCAAUGCAGGUUUCUGCGUUUUGUUGGGUAUUUUUGCCGUGGAAGGAAGCAAUAAUUUGGUACGGCUAAGCAUAGUUAUUAGAGGAGACUGGUUAUGAAAAGCGGCAAACAUCAAUGAUAAAAACAACAGUGCUGCAGUUUAUGUUCAAAGCACCGUGAAAGUGCACAAUCCUUUGUUUUCUGUUGGCAAAUUGUUACGGAAUAAAUUAAUGCAACGUUUUUAUUGGUCAAUACAAUCAAAAUGAUAGGAAUUCUUUUGAACGUUGUGCACUUUCAGGUCCACAAAAACAUAUAACAAAGGAGUCUGACGGGUUUCAUAACCAUUCCACUCAAUUAACUAUGGGCUAAGUUAAUAACAUAUUUUUCAGAUUUUCAUCACUCAAAAUAAUCCUCCUUUUUCGGGUUUAUUCUUAAAAUAUUCUUAAAAUUUUGAAAGUUUCAGCCUCAUUAUUCUUAUAAAAUAGAUUCUUUUAGGAAAAAAAGAAAGAGUGUAUAACCCUUACGAUACUGUUUUCCUCACAGAUCACAGAAAGAGCCAAGAGAUGUUUUCUUCGACUGUUAUUGCCUGCUUAAUUGUCAUCUAUACAUUGGAGGCAUUCGUUAUCAUUGUUGGAAACACGUUCACAAUAAUUGUCUUCUGGACCCAGCGAUCCCAAUUGAAGCGAACAUAUUCCAUUCUUAUUAACCUCGCAGUUUCUGAUCUGCUUGUGGGAAUUGCCGAACCAAUUGUGCUGGGCACAGAGAAGAUUGCUAAGAUGACGGCCAUUCCAGGUAAAGAGAAAAGUUUUACAAAUCCAACAUCUGCACUUCAAGUUCUUGCGUCGAGUACUUCAGUGCUUUUUCUCGCGCUUAUUUCCUUGGAACGUGUUUAUUCCGUUUUGUGGCCUGUUCAUCACCGCACGACUAGCACUCGGUCUUACAUUUUCGUCAUAACCGCUGUCUGGGGUCUUGGAUUCUGCUUCUUUGGGCUGUCUGUAUUAUCCUUAUAUCAUACCAAAUUAGAGAGGAAAUACGUUAUUCUAACCAUUCAUGCGUGCCUUUUCAUAGCACUAUUAGCGAUUUGUGGAAGCUACCUUCAAAUACGUAGAAAAUGGCGCUCAAACGUCAUUCCUGGUGAAGAGAUCCACGCUCGCCAGACAGCUGAACGCAACUUACGACUGUCAAGAACAGUUUUCAUAGUUAUCGCUGUGUCACUGGUGUUUUGGUUGCCAGCGACUAUUGUGUACACUGCCAGACCAUUUUGCCGCCCACCAUGUGUUGGACCGAUUGCAGUGUCGCUUGUAAAUGUUCUUCAUCUGGCAAAUUCUAUGGUCAAUCCGAUCGUCUACAGCUUUAGAAUGGGAAUAUUCAAGGAUACUUUGAAGAAAUUCUCGAGAAGAUGCCGACGA
Messenger RNA from Porites lobata, 15601 nucleotides. Lineage: Eukaryota; Metazoa; Cnidaria; Anthozoa; Scleractinia; Poritidae. The record is from the annotation of a GenBank genome assembly.